AUGGCGAUAUUGGGAAAGACUGUUAAGGUGAAAGAAGAAGAAUUGACAGAGGACGAGCAGAUCAAAGUCUUUCAGACGAAGCGACUUGUGAAAAAUUUGGAAGCGGCACGCGGUGAUGGGACAUCGAUGAUCACGGUGAUCAUGAAGCCCGAAGAACAGAUAUCGAAAAUGAUGCAGAAGCUAGUUGAAGAAUAUGGUACUGCUACGAACAUCAAGUCGCGAGUGAAUAGGCAGUCAGUGCUCACUGCUAUUACAUCGACCCAAAACAGACUUAAAUUGCACCACAUUGUACCCCCAAAUGGGUUAGUUAUAUACUGUGGUUCUGUAUACACUGAGAAAGGAGAGAAGUUGGUAUGCAUUGAUCUUGAACCGCCCAAGCCGAUCAAUACAUCGACUUAUCUCUGUGAUAAUAGAUUCCAUACUGAAGCUAUCACCGAUUUAAUGCAGAACGAUGACAAAUAUGGAUUUAUUGUUAUGGACGGGAAUGGCACUUUGUUUGGAACAUUACAAGGAAACACCAGAAGUGUUUUACAGAAGAUCACUGUUGAGUUGCCCAAGAAACACGGGAGAGGUGGUCAGUCAUCUGUCCGUUUUGCACGUUUGAGACUUGAGAAGAGACACAACUACGUCAGAAGAGUUGGAGAACUUGCUGUUGAGAAUUUCAUCACGGACGACCACCCUAAUGUCUCGGGGCUCAUUCUUGCUGGUAUUGCCGACUUUAAGACUGUACUUAAUAAGUCUAUGAUGUUUGAUCCAAGACUUCAAGCCAUUGUAUUGAAUAUAGUCGAUGUCUCUUAUGGUGGAUUAAACGGAUUCAACCAAGCCAUUGAGUUGUCUGCAGAGACGUUGAGAAACGUCAGAUUUGUUGCGGAAAAGGACUUGAUUAAUGAAUUCAUGGAUAACAUCAAGAUGGACACUGGUAAGUUUGUCUUUGGCAUGCAAGAGACUAUUAAAGCACUUGAGAUGGGAGCUGUCGAACGUUUGAUUGUCUGGGAAAACUUGAAAUCGAUUCGUACUGAACUGAUUAAUCCCAACACUGACGAGAAGAAAGUCAUUUAUACACAGAAAGAGUCUGAUGUCGCUGAGGGAGGAAUCAUGAAAGACGCUGAGACUGGCGUUGAUAUGAAAUUUGUGGCUCAGGAGGCUUUUGUCGAUUGGAUCUCCGAACAUUACAAGGACUUUGGAACAAGACUUGAGUUUGUGACAGACAACACACAAGAGGGUGCACAGUUUGUCAAAGGCUUUAGUGGUAUUGGUGGUAUCUUAAGAUACAAACUCGAUAUGGAACAGCUCGAUGAAAACUUUAAUACUGGGGACGAAAUUGUCGAAGAAAAUGAAGACGAUGAUGACAUCUUCGGCGAUGAGGCAGAUAGGUUCCAUGAAAUUGAUGAUGAAUUUGGGUUGUAA
Molecule: messenger RNA, 1407 nt
Organism: Entamoeba invadens IP1
Lineage: Eukaryota; Evosea; Mastigamoebida; Endamoebidae
Product: eukaryotic peptide chain release factor subunit, putative
Exons: 1
Coding region: 1-1407 (468 amino acids)
Biological process (GO): cytoplasmic translational termination
Cellular component (GO): translation release factor complex; cytosol
Molecular function (GO): sequence-specific mRNA binding; translation release factor activity, codon specific
Source: RefSeq, a predicted model, not a curated record